AUGUCAAUACCACAUCAAAUUUAUGUUAUUCAGCGUAAGCCACCGCAAAAAUGCGUUUCUAGGAAAUAUGAAGAGCAUCGAGAAGUUGUUGCAAAGAGAAGAAGAAGAGUUCAAGAAAUAUACUCAUCGAUAGAGAAAAUUCUUCGCUCUUUCCCAAAAGUCAAAAAGCGAUCAGAGCUUCUAAUCAUUGCCAGUGCAUUUUCUCAUAAAUUAAAUAUAAAAAUAGAUAGAGAUGCAAAGCGUUUAAAUGAGUGUUUAAUUUGUUGGUAUUGCGAAAAUUGGCAUCUUAUUAAGUCUAUUUUGUUUCCUACUUAUCAUGAACUUUACUUUAGUGGCGCAUUUAAUAUAAUCUCGCCCAAUUUUGAUAUUGAUGUGUUUGAAUCAGAUUUAGGAACGUUUAUUAAUAAAUUCGAUGAUUUAAAUAUUCGACCAUUUGAAAACCCUGAAUAUGAAUGCAAAAUUCCUGAAAUACUUGAUGAACCUCUUUAG
Trichomonas vaginalis G3 is the source of this 489-nucleotide messenger RNA. RefSeq lists its product as uncharacterized. The transcript has a single exon. Lineage: Eukaryota; Parabasalia; Trichomonadida; Trichomonadidae. The coding region runs from base 1 to 489 and encodes 162 amino acids. The record is from RefSeq and is a predicted model, not a curated record.